Monosiga brevicollis MX1 is the source of this 933-nucleotide messenger RNA. RefSeq lists its product as uncharacterized. The transcript has a single exon. The coding region runs from base 1 to 933 and encodes 310 amino acids. The record is from RefSeq and is a predicted model, not a curated record. NCBI's taxonomy places the organism in Eukaryota, Choanoflagellata, Craspedida, Salpingoecidae.
AUGGGUUGUUUGCCAAGCAAGCACCAGGCUCAGGCGGCCGACAAGGCCGCCGAACUGCAGCCCACAACGCCGGAUCAAAAGGAUGAGGCCACCCCGGCCCCCGCAGCAGCCCCAGCCGCCCCCGCUGACACCACCCCGGCCCCCGCAGCAGCCCCAGCCGCCCCCGCUGACACUACUCCGGCCCCUGCAGCAGCCCCAGCCGCCCCCGCUGACACCACCCCGGCCCCCGCUGCGGAAAAGCCUCGCCCCAUGAUCUUUGCUCUCAUGCGUAACGGCCACGAGGUCAUCCGUGGCGGUGUCGAGGAUUGCCGUGCUGCUCUCGAGGCCAACGACAAGGAUCUCUUCUACAAGUCCUGGAACGAGCUCAUGGAGUUUUACAAGAUGCACGCCGCCAUGGAGGACGGCUACAAUGGCGUCUGCAAGGGCAUGUUUGCCAUGCUGAAUGAGCAGUUUCCAAACGUCGCCGAUGACCUGCCCAAGCUGCACGAGGAGCUGCAUGGUGCCGAGCAUGCUGUGCAGGGAGCCGUGGACAAGGGCGCCGAGCUGGAGGAGCUGCGCGCGCUCUUCACGCCGUGGGCGGAGAACAAUGAGGCGCACUUGAAGCAGGAGGAGGGCGUGAUGAUGCCCUGCGUGUCCAAACUGGCGGCCAGUGGCUUCAACCUGCGUCAGGCCAUGCGGGAGCAUUUGCUGCCAGCAGCGGUGAAGAUGAACAUUGAUCACUUUGUGGGAUAUGCGAUGCGCGUUCUGGAGGCGCAUCCCGGCAACAUGCCCCGUGCGCGUGUGUUUGCGCAUGCGCUUCAGUUUUCGGCGACGGAGGAGCAGUGGAAGGCCUGGCACCCGAUCGUCAAGGCCAACCUGAGCCCGGCCUUGUACGCGAGCAUCUGCGAGGAAGUCGGCUGGGAGCCGGUUUCCACUCGCGUCGACAUGGUGUAA